This is a messenger RNA of Oncorhynchus keta (chum salmon), 6158 nucleotides long. It is a transcript of the gene ralbp1, whose product is annotated as ralA binding protein 1. NCBI's taxonomy places the organism in Eukaryota, Metazoa, Chordata, Actinopteri, Salmoniformes, Salmonidae. The record is from RefSeq and is a predicted model, not a curated record. The transcript has 13 exons. Bases 231 to 2225 code for a protein of 664 amino acids. Gene Ontology annotation, biological process: endocytosis; positive regulation of GTPase activity; small GTPase-mediated signal transduction. Gene Ontology annotation, cellular component: membrane. Gene Ontology annotation, molecular function: small GTPase binding; GTPase activator activity.
ACUGGACUUGUAGUUGUGGUAUCCCCAGGAUUGCACUCUAAACUACAACUCCCAUAAAGCACCUAUGGCCUCACUGCGCAGACUCAGCUCUGUUUAUUUGGUACUCAAACAGCGAGCAGGAAGCUCCGUUCAGGAAUUGACCAGAAAAAGGUGUAAUGGCCCGGUGAUGUGUCCCUGACCCGAGGAGUGAAGAGACACCCAGGACUCUGUGUCAAGAGCAGUGCCCAGCCAUGACCGAGUGCUUCCUGCCCCCCAGUAGCAGCCCAGCGGAGGUUCGUCGGGCGGAGCACCCGGGAGGGGUGGCUCGUACCCCCAGCUCGGAGGAGAUCAGCCCCACCAAGUUCCCCGGACUGUACAGGACGGGCGAGCCCUCGCCCCCCCACGACGGACACCACCACCAUGAGGUCAUCGACGCCCUGUCGGAUGAUGAUAAAGACCACGGGAAGAAGAAGAACAAGUUCAAGAAGAAGGAGAAGAGGACGGAGGGAUACGCAGCCUUCCAGGAGGACAGCUCGGCGGACGAGGCAGAGAGCCCCUCCAAGAUGAAGCGUUCGAAGGGUAUUCACGUGUUUAAGAAACCCAGCUUCUCCAAGAAGAAAGACUUCAAGGUGAAGGAGAAGUGUCCCAAGGAGGACAAGAAAGACAAGAAGUCUAAAGACCUGACGGCAGCAGACGUGGUAAAACAGUGGAAGGAGAAGAAGAAGAAGAAGAAGCCCGCGGCCGAGCCGGAGCCCGUCCCCGUGGAGAUGCCUACAUUCAGACCCAUCUUCGGGGCUCCCCUGGCUGAGGCAGUGAAGAGAACAGCCCUGUACGACGGGAUCCAGCUCCCUGCAGUCUUCAGAGAGUGUAUCGACUACAUCGAGAGCUACGGAAUGAGGUGUGAAGGAAUCUACCGUGUGUCAGGUAUGAAGUCUAAAGUGGAUGAGCUGAAGGCAUCGUAUGACCGCGAGGAGUGUCCAUGCUUGGAAGAGUAUGACCCUCACACUGUAGCUAGCCUGUUGAAGCAGUACCUCCGAGAACUUCCUGAGAACAUUCUGGGGCGAGACCUGGCUCAACGCUUUGAGGACGCCUGCAGUAGACCGGCUGAGGCUGACAAGGUGGCAGAGUUCCAGCGUCUCUUAACGGAGGUGCCCCCCGGCAGUCGUCUGCUCCUGUCCUGGCUGGUCACUCACAUGGACCAUGUUAUCACAAGAGAGACCGACACCAAGAUGAAUAUCCAGAAUAUAUCCAUCGUACUCAACCCCACUGUACAGAUUGGUAACAGGGUCCUGUACAUGUUCUUCACCCACGUGAGAGAGCUGUUUGGGGACGUGUUUCUGAGGCCCGUAUCACGUCCCCUCCGUUGGUCCAAUGCUGCCACCAUGCCGGCCCUGCCAGAGACACAGGACAGCAUCAAGGAGGAGAUACGACGACAGGAGUUCCUGCUGAACUGCCUUCACAGAGACCUCCAGGCUGGGGUGAAGGAUCUGUCUAAAGAAGAGAGGCUCUGGGAGGUCCAACGAAUCCUGACCGCUUUAAAGCGCAAACUACGGGAGGCGAAGAGACAGGAGUGUGAGACUAAGAUAGCCCAGGAAAUAGCCAGUCUCUCUAAAGAAGACGUUUCUAAAGAAGAGAUGACUGAGAAUGAAGAAGAGGUGGUCAACAUACUGCUGGCACAGGAGAAUGAAAUCCUGACAGAGCAGGAGGAGCUGAUAUCUCUGGAGCAGGUGUUGAGGAGACAGAUCGCUACAGAGAAGGAGGAGAUCGAGAGACUGAGGGCCGAGAUCGCUGACAUACAGAGUCGUCAACAGGGUCGCAGUGAGACAGAGGAGUACUCUUCAGACAGCGAGAGUGAGAGCGAAGACGAGGAGGAACUACAGAUGAUCCUGGAAGAGCUGCACAAACAGAACGAAGAACUGGAGAACAAGAACACCCACUUCAACCAGGCCAUCCACGAGGAGCAGGAAGCCAUCUUGGAACUGCGCGUUCAGCUCCGCCUCCUCCAGACCCACAAGCUUCAGCAGCAGGAGCUGACAGCCCCACCUGCAGCAGAACAGGCUCCGCCCAUACAGCCCAGCCCCGAGGCGAGGAGCGAGGAGCAGACCAAACGUUCCGUAGUUGCCGUGGUUUCCCCUGCAGCAGCAGAGCCAGUGGUGGUGGUGGAAGCUAAGAACGGGAAAGCUACCACCGCCAAGGAUCCACCGAAACCUUCCCCUAGUAAAGAUAGGAGGGAGACCAACCUGUGAGCUCCUCUCCAGCUCUACACAUUCCUCUCCAUCUCUCCCUGGCCUCUAUUCAUCUCUCCCUGGCCUCUAUUCAUCUCUCCCUGGCCUCUAUUCAUCUCUCCCUGGCCUCUAUCCAUCUCUCCCUGGCCUCUAUCCAUCUCUCCCUGGCCUCUAUCCAUCUCUCCCUGUCCCUGGCCUCUAUCCAUCUCUCCCUGGCCUCUAUCCAUCUCUCCCUGGCCUCUAUCCAUCUCUCCCUGGCCUCUAUCCAUCUCUCCCUGGCCUCUAUCCAUCUCUCCCUGGCCUCUAUCCAUCUCUCCCUGGCCUCUAUCCAUCUCUCCCUGGCCUCUAUUCAUCUCUCCCUGGCCUCUAUUCAUCUCUCCCUGGCCUCUAUCCAUCUCUCCCUGGCCUCUAUCCAUCUCUCCCUGGCCUCUAUCCAUCUCUCCCUGGUCUCUAUUCAUCUCUCCCUGGCCUCUAUCCAUCUCUCCCUGGCCUCUAUCCAUCUCUCCCUGGCCUCUAUCCAUCUCUCCCUGGCCUCUAUCCAUCUCUCCCUGGCCUCUAUCCAUCUCUCCCUGGCCUCUAUUCAUCUCUCCCUGGCCUCUAUCCAUCUCUCCCUGGCCUCUAUCCAUCUCUCCCUGGCCUCUAUCCAUCUCUCCCUGGCCUCUAUCCAUCUCUCCCUGGCCUCUAUCCAUCUCUCCCUGGCCUCUAUCCAUCUCUCCCUGGCCUCUAUCCAUCUCUCCCUGGCCUCUAUCCAUCUCUCCCUGGCCUCUAUCCAUCUCUCCCUGGCCUCUAUCCAUCUCUCCCUGGCCUCUAUCCAUCUCUCCCUGGCCUCUAUCCAUCUCUCCCUGGCCUCUAUCCAUCUCUCCCUGGUCUCUAUCCAUCUCUCCCUGGUCUCUAUCCAUCUCUCCCUGGUCUCUAUUCAUCUCUCCCUGGCCUCUAUCCAUCUCUCCCUGGCCUCUAUCCAUCUCUCCCUGGCCUCUAUCCAUCUCUCCCUGGCCUCUAUCCAUCUCUCCCUGGCCUCUAUCCAUCUCUCCCUGGUCUCUAUUCAUCUCUCCCUGGCCUCUAUCCAUCUCUCCCUGGCCUCUAUCCAUCUCUCCCUGGCCUCUAUCCAUCUCUCCCUGGCCUCUAUCCAUCUCUCCCUGGCCUCUAUCCAUCUCUCCCUGGCCUCUAUCCAUCUCUCCCCGGCCUCUAUCCAUCUCUCCCUGGCCUCUAUCCAUCUCUCCCUGGUCUCUCUCCCCGGUCUCUAUCCAUCUCUCCCCGGUCUCUCUCCCUCUCUCCCCGGUCUCUCUCCCUCUCUCCCCGGUCUCUCUCCCUCUCUAUCCAUCUCUCCCUGGUCUCUCUCCCCGGUCUCUAUCCAUCUCUCCCCGGUCUCUCUCCCUCUCUCCCCGGUCUCUCUCCCUCUCUCCCCGGUCUCUCUCCCUCUCUCCCCGGUCUCUCUCCCCGUCUCUAUCCAUCUCUCCCCGGUCUCUCUCCCCGUCUCUAUCCAUCUCUCCCCGGUCUCUAUCCAUCUCUCCCCGGUCUCUCUCCCUGGUCUCUUUCCCUCUCUCCCCGGUCUCUAUUAAUCUCUCCCUGGACUCUAUUCCUCUCUCCCCGGACUCUAUUCAUCCCUCUCCCCCUCUUUCCCUGGGAUCCAUCCAUCUCUCACCUUCUCCCUGGCCAAACGAGGAGGAGAGGAGGAGAUAGGAGAGGAGGAGAUAGGAGAGGAGGAGGUAGGAGAGGAGGAGAAAGGCUACUAAUGAAGGACGAGGUUGGUUCUAUUGGUUAUAUUCACAAAGCAUCUCACAGUAGGAGUGCUGAUCUCAGAUCAGAUCCUCUCUGUCCAUGUAGUUCUUAUUCACUAAAAUCUAAAAGGCUAAACUGAUCCUAGAUCAGCACUCCGACUCGGUUGCUUUAUGAAUACAGACCUAUAAAUGAUAGAAAAGCAUCUUAGAUGACAGCUUUUUAAUAUGGCCCAUGUUAAACCAACAACAUUAAAAACAACUCCACUUAAUGCUUGUCUUUACCAAUCCUGUACCAAUCCUGUACCAAUCCUGUACCAAUCCUGUACCAAUCCUGUACCAGUCCUGUACCAGUCCUGUACCAGUCCUGUACCAGUCCUGUACCAAUCCUGUACCAGUCCUGUACCAGUCCUGUACCAAUCCUGUACCAGUCCUGUACGAGUCCUGCACCAAUCAUGGAUGGAAUGGAUCCUCUGUGCCAUAAUAACUGAGAGAGAGAGACACGGGUCUGUUGGGUCGAUAGAACCACUAAAGACAACAUUAAAGAGAGAUGUCAAACAUUUUUUUUACAACUUCAUAUUCAUCAUCUCCAUCACCACCUCAACAUCAACGUGAGAGAAAAUGGCGCGUUUCUAUUUUUGUUGUUGUUGUAGUAAACAAUAUAAUUACGAGCGUUGCCAAUGACAUGCAAUGGCUCCUCCCAUAAUUGAUUAAAAUCACAUGAUGCACACUGAUGAUGUCAUUGGUAACACUUAUCUUCCUCUUAUGACUUUUUUACUACAAAACAUAGAAAUGCUUCAUUUACACACAUGUUGAUGUUGAUGAUGAAUUAUAAAAUAUAAAUAUUUGGAAACAUUAAUACAUUUUUAUUUAUUUAAUUUUUUAUUUAACUGACUUGCCUAGUUAAAUAAAGGUUAAGAAAAAAAAUUCUUAUUUACAAUGACGGCCGAGGAACGGUGGGUUAACUGCCUUGUUCAGGGGCAGAACGAUAGAUUUUUACCUUGUCAGCUCGGAGGAUUCGAUCUUGCAACCUUCCGGGUUACUAGUCCAACGCGCUAAACCACUAGGCUUACCCUGCCGAUUAGUCUAUCUAUCUAUUAUAUAUUUACAUAAUACUCUGGUAGAUAUUGGUGAUUGGUCUAUCUAUAUAUUUACAUAAUACGCUGGUAGAUAUUGGGAGAAGAAGACUAAAUCCUUGCAAAUAGAAAAUGUUUAAAUGUACCUACCUGAUGCCAUUUAUUCAGUCAUAUUAAUAUAUAGUAGAGGAUGGUAAGCUGAAGAAGCAGCACGAACAUGUCAACUUCACUGUGCCUGUUAAUACAAACCUGUUGAAUGAUCUACAGAACACAUUCAGAACCCACAGAGAUAAGCGUUACGAAAUGCUUAUGUAGUGCUUAUGAAUGUUUUAUGGAUGGGUUAUGAAGUCCUUAUGUAGUGCUUAUGGAUGGGUUAUGAAUGUGUUAUGAAGUCCUUAUGUAGGUAGUACCCUUCAAGUAAAAUGUUGCCUGCCUUUUUUCCAUAUUCAUAAUUACAUCUCUUAUUGACAGAGGGUCAGAAGGACUGGGUUGUGUUCAUUUGGGCAUCAAACGGAAGAAAACCAAUUGAAAACGGGGUGGCACUAACUUAACUUGUUCAAUGAGAAAUGCACUUUUUUUUUUCUCUUUCCGUUGCAAAACUUUUUUAAAUUUUUUUUUUAAACAACGUUGUUGUUGUUUUUUUCAUUCUGUGCCCUAAUAAACAAGAGCUUGUUAUAAAGUGGGCGCAAGUCAACAUUAUAAGUCAGUCAUUACAGAAUACAUAGUCAACGACCAUUGGAACGAUGGAAACAUGCUACUUUACCUGUCGUUGUCAAUUUGUGAUGGGUGAAAGCGAAGGACAUUAAGACGGCACAGCAGGAUGUGCAUGUACAUUAUUGUAAAAUGUAAAACAUACUGUAUUUUCAACAUUUUGGCAUUUCUGUUUUUUUUUGUUGACGUAAGUAAUGAUCUGAAUUAACUGAAGGAAGUGUGACAGCGCUCUGUUCUACAGCGUUGGAACUUGUUGCUCUGAGCAAAUCCUGUCGCCGGGGAAAUGUGAUUUUUGUUUUUUAGAAAUGUUAUCGUUUAUUAACGAAUCUGUUACGAUUGAAAUGAAUAUGACUCGUAACUGUGGUUUAAUCUUCGCCAUAAGGUUAUUUUCAUAUUGUUAAAGGCUUUCGUAGCUUCCCAUGCCAGUUGAAAAAUAAAGGUGUAGAACUGAA